Tuber aestivum (summer truffle) is the source of this 6390-nucleotide messenger RNA. The record is from the annotation of a GenBank genome assembly. NCBI's taxonomy places the organism in Eukaryota, Fungi, Ascomycota, Pezizomycetes, Pezizales, Tuberaceae.
AAUUCACCCCAUCUCAGCUUUCCGCACCCCCCUCCACCACGGCAGCGCCUCAUCACGAAUUCUUUUCAACCUCUCAUAUAUUAUCUCGAAUCGAUAGCACGGAGUGUCGCAAAGGAAAUUCAGCACGGAGGAGAGGGGCAUUUGUAAUUUUCUGUCCCCCCUUUUCUUUCCCUCUUCACCUGUUUACCCUACCGCCCGGUUUGUUUGUUUUGAUUUCGACAAAGCAUCAUGGCCGGACGCCCCAUCUCGAAAAUAGCCCCCGUCGGCUCCAUGACCUGGAUCACAAAUGAGCGUACAACAAUACGUCAACUCGGCGAACAGGAUUUUGAGGAUUUCACUUUCUCGGCUCGGGGGGAGUUGGAAUGGCUCAACGAGCAUAUGGCCGAUAUUUUCGAGCGCGGUCAAGUGUAUGUUGGAUAGAAUCCCUCCCUGUUGGGUCAAUCGGCGGGGUUCGCGCUAAUGGGAGGAAAUCAGAGAUAUGGCUGAGCUGCUCAAGACUCCAGGAAGAUUAAGAGGGAAAACACCUCGAACUGCCCGGCAACAAUUGAGACAGGUAGAGGUUAGUCGCCAUCAAUAUCGAUCUGUAGCCUUUAAUCUCCGUUAACACGUUGUGAUGUAGCCUUUCGGCGAUGUACUUAGUGCCAACAAGCCAGCUGCGAUUCUGCCCGCUGGAGAUAAUAGAUUUUACAAUGCCCUUUCACAACUCCCUAGUAAUGGCAGCCGCGUAAGCCCGGCGCGCGAGAAGAGCUCGGGCUCCAAGUCCCCCAAUCGGUUGGUACGGAAACAGCAGGAUGUCGCUCCUCCUCCUCCUCCUCAGAAGGUAGAUGGUGUGAUGCGUGAUAGUGGCAUCGAGUUUAGUCAGGUGGAGGCUCCAGCGACCCAGGUUAAUGAUAGUGGGAUUUGGAGUGCUUCAUCAGAGUAUGCGUCGCAACAGUCUGUGUAUCCUUCACGAAGGAAGUCAACGCCGGUGGGUGCCUCGGUGCAGGAGGAGGAGGCUGUUUUGCCCUCCCCCGCGCCUCUACCGGCGCCCGGAGGGGAAUCGGAUGGGAGGACUACUCGACAAUCAUUCCGCACGGCGCACGAGGAUGAGGCUUCAUCUGAGCGUCCUCGUUCGCCAGUACAGAAAGCACCCAAGUCACCGAAGAAGAGCCCAGGGAAGCCAAAGCCUCAACGGGUAUCCCCGGUCAAGAUCAUAUCUCGCUCGCCUAAGAAGGAUGCUGCUCCGGCCCCUGAACCCCGGCGGUCUGGACGUUUACGCAGUGGACGUGGUUCUACGGAUUCUGAAUUGUCUAACAACGAGAGUGAGGUUCCACUACCGUCAUCACCUCCUGUUACGCGACCGGCUCUAUCACAAAAGAAGGCCGAAUCAUUCACAGAAAAAACACUAGAUGACGGAUAUCCUCAACUGCCUAGCGAGCAAGCGCAAGCACCUGAGCCAGGGCCAGCAGCGGCUGAAACUCCUCUACGUCAUGCUGAGAAGGCCGAGAAGACACUACAAGCAGAAGCUCAGAUGACUCCUGCCAGUGAGAGAUCUGGCUCGGGAUCGCCUGAACCUGUUAUUAGGAAGAGCAUUCUCAACUUUGCAUCUCUCCCUGCAAGAGAGCCAUUAACCAACAAAAAGAAGAGUUUGGGCGUCAGGGCUACUCGUGAGAGCCAUCUCGAGCAACUUCGUGCUAACGGCACAAGCAGAGCCAGCUGGAUGAAUCGGAAGGGCAACGGCAAGAGUUUAGGAGCUGCGAACCGGCCUGUUGACACGAUGGCGAAUAGUAUUGAAGAUAGGGAUGAAGAUGAGCCGAAGCCAAUUGAGAAGUCUCUAAAGCGCAAGAGCGAACAGCAGGAUACUAUGAGGUCACGGAAGAAAUCGAAGAGUAUCAGCCCGGCUGAGGUGGCUGCGCGAGAGGAGGAUUCAAAUGGGGAGACCGAGAAGGAUAAAGCUCUUCAUAACAAAAUUUCGACUCAACGUCUUCACGAAAAGAUUCAACAACUUGGAAAGGUCAAAGCUCCCCGUGAGACUCACUCAGUAUCUAUUCUUGCAGCGGAGCCAGCGUACCCGGAUUUAUCUCAGCUUAGGCAGGAUCAACCUCCUGCUCCAACGAGGCGGCCUAACAGCACUCAUCAGGGUGAAUCUGCUCGUCCGGUUACCGAUGAAUUGCCACAAGAGCGAGAGAAGGUUGGGGGAAAGACACGUUCGGAGUCAUUCACUAAGCCUAGUCUGACAAGAAGUCAUACCGAGCCAAGAUUGGGCGUCGAGGAGGAACCUAUUCGACGCCCUGAUUCGCCCAAGAAGACCCAAACAGCACGCAUGGCGACACUUACAAGAACCAUGAGUGAUGUUUCUGCCCCCCCUCCGAGAUCCCCCGUGGCACGUCCUAGGCUUUCGAAGUCAUUCUCGGAGGUGCGGCAUCGGGAACCGGAUCUGCAAUCGCCGCUCUCCCCGAGGGGUGAGGGGGCUAUAACGGCGGUUAAGACUCACACUGCAAGUGUAUUCAAGAAGGCCAAGGAGAUGCUGCUUAAGAGCUCAGUUUCGAGUGCCUCGGCCAAGAUUGAAUCGCUCAGCCCAGCCCCUAGGUGGCAGGGAAUCAAUGCUGUGAAGCAAUCGGCGGAGACCGAUACACAGAUAGGACAUUCUCAGCCUUCAGCCAAAUCCCCCGUGGAGCAAUUAUAUCCGGAUCUUAAUUCAGUCACUGUGGCUCAGGAAUUGUCGGAAGAGCUAUCUGCAGAGAAGCCGGUUGAGAAGCCUGUUUCGGUGAAGGAGGUCCGGCAAACGAGGAAUUCGCGAUCCAAGGAAGCGGGCAAGGCGGAGGCGGAAAAGGCGGGGAAUGUAGCUGAGAAGGCGGUAGAAGAAGUAGCUCUUGGUGGGGCUGCUGCUAUUGAACCUGUCAAGGAGGGUCGUCAAACAAGGAACUCGAGGUCUCGUGAGACGCCCCAAGAGGAGGUAACGGAGCCAGCGCCACCUUUGGUAAAAUCUCCACGAAAACUCAAGAAUGCGGCUCGGGAAGAGGAGCUUAGGCAGGUCCGGGAACUCAGGCGCAAGCACCAAGAGGAGAUGCUCAGGAAGGAGAAAGAGGAGCUUAGAAGGCGCCAACAAGCUGAGCAACAACGGGAGAAGGAAGAACAACGGAGGAAACCGAUAGAACUCUCUUCUGAUCCCUCAUCGCCCUCCGAAGACGAGGAGGAAGAAAAGGCUGUGGAUCGUGAGGAAAAUCGUGGGCGGUUUGGCUCUUCCGCGGAACCGGAGCGUCCUCCUUCCCGUCUCCAGAAAGCUGGCGGAAGAUUUCAGAGACCUGCGGAAACUAAGCGUCCGUCUAGACCUGCAAAGGAGGUGCAAAAGUCUAAGCCGGCACCUGUUAACAUUCGGAUUGGCACUGCUAGUCAGAGAGAGAUGCAGGAUCAACGUGGCAAGAUGACUGCCCCAACAGGUUCCUCGUUGAUAUCGGCUCUUAAGAGCAGCUUUGAGCCAUCUCUCAAUGCUAGUGCUAGUCAGGGUAGCCUUCAAUCGAUUCCUUCUAACUCUAGUAUGCGAAGCGGUUCCAACACAGGAACCUCGAAGCAAUUGAAGUCCUUGACCGCUGCUGCUAAUCAAUUGAAGAAGGUUGGUUGCGCCUAUUAUUCACCUCCUGCUCCGGCCUGGUUUAGGUACUAAUUCGAUUUUUGAUAUCCAGGAACAAGAGGAACGGGAACGGAAAAUGGCGGCAAAGCGGGAGAUAGAGCGCCGCAGACAAGAGAAUCAGAGGCGACAAAUUCAAGAGGAAGAGCAGAAAAAGAUGAGACAAAAACCUGCACAAGCUGUCCCUCCUUCUGCGAAGACCUUAUCGAGGAUACAGUCUGUCGCCAAUGUAGGUCCUAGACUUGAACGUCUGUACGUUCGGAUAGCUAACAGAAUGAAGCUCCGUCAAAAGUCUGAAGAGCCCGAAAACAAGAGACUCGAGUACCAGACUAAAGCUGCCAGCUUCCAGAAGUCAAAUGCUAGCAAACGCACUCUGCAGCAGGAGUCAUCGUCGGAUGAUCUCCAGAAUGCACGCCUCGCUCCACCCAGGCCUGGUGGCCCAGCGUAUCAGCAGGAGGGUGCGAAGAAACGCCGUACCGGGGAGUUUGAGGAGGAGCGUCCUAGGCCUGCAAAGGAAAUGGCGCCUCCUAUCAGACAAUCAGCUGUUAGGGGAGGUCUCGGUCAGAAGAGUGGGCUUCCCCAUGGCUACGUACCGGCGAGCCAGUCCGUAUCUUCGUCCACUGCUCCGUCUGCGCUUAGACCUCCCACGAAGCCUGGCACCGUACCGCAUGUCGAGGGUGUCAAGUUCUCGAAGGAAAAGCUUAGAUUCGCACCUGCAGAAACUCCUACUUCUGCCUCUGGACCUUCCUCUUCCGAUCCUGCUCCAAAUCCUCCCUCUAAUUCCACAGCAUUCAAGACUCCCGGGACGUCCAAGUCAAUGAGGCCUACAAAAACCCCGGCUGGCGUGAAGGAGUCGCCAAUCUACCAAAAUGGCGAGCUCAUUGAAUUGCCCGAAAUCCCUACAGAGUAUGUUUCCCCACUCCCCCCCCCUACUGCAUCCUCCAAUUCAAUCACUGAUCCCCGCUCAGCUCCGAAGACGAAGAUGACGACGACGACUACGCCACGAAAGACACCUUCCGCGUUCCCGACUGGGCUGAAUCCCCGGAACUCCGCGCGCAGCUACAACGCCAGCAGACGAUGAACCCAGAGGAGGUCUUCGGACCCAUGGCACGCUUGGACAUGGAGGCCAUCUUCACCAACAGGAAUGAGCGACAGAUGGCACGCUUCAGAUCGCGUACCUCAUCUGCUAACUGGAACGGCGCGGAUAGGCUCACCCCUGCCGAGAUUGCGGCGGAUCAUGAAGCGAGGUUGAGAAUGAUCGAGCAAGGGGGCUGGGUGUAUCAGCCUGCUCCUUGAUAAGCUUUUACGUUUCUUAUUGGGCUGUACUGUUUAUGAUAUAAAAAUCUGGCUGGCGGGCGGGCGGGGGGAGUUUGUCGUUUGAUUUUUUUUUUUUCCGUCCCUUUCUUGUAUUGAUUUAUUGUUUGGUCAUGGGGGGAUUAUAUUAUUAUACCAUGGCGGGCGUUUGUAUGAGUCGCUGCGUGCGCUGCGGAGAGGGCUACGGCGGACCGAGCGAGCUGGGAAUGCGUCCAUUCAUUCAUGCAUAUAUAAGCGCACGAAAGUACCUUUUCGGGGUGAGUUGCUCUGUGGGGGUUGCGGUGGCGGUUGUGAAUUAGGCUUGGAAAUGAUUCUGGUUGGUUUCUUAUGCAUUAUUUCCACACAGUGCUUUCCUUUGCUUUGGCUGCGGUGAUUAUCCGUUUUUGUGUCAUAUUCCUAUCUACCAGUGUCGUGAUUAGCUCUUGAUGGGGGGUGCUUGCAAGUACGGUCUGGGACUGGGGGUUUUUUCCUUUUCAUUUCUACUGUAUAUAUAUCUAUAUAUUAUAUACACUUUCUUACUCUGCUGUCGUCUUACGUUUUUCGUUUUUAUUUUUGGGUUGGGCUAUGAUGCUUUUGUUUUGUAUUUGAUGAGUAGUACUCAAGUUAUGAUUGGGUAUGAAUAAAAGUUCUAAUAGAGCUAAGCUCGGCUCGGUGGUUAAUCUGUGCGGGAGGGGUGAGUUAAGGGUAGAUCGUCUAAUUUAUUAAUUUUUGUAUCGUACAGUCCAUAACCUCUCUUCUCCCUCCCUACUUCCCCAUCCUCCUCUUCCAAUCCUCCAAAAAGGUCCCAACCUCCCCCUUCGGUACGAUCAAAAACUUGACGAGCCCGUCCACGACCUCCACCUUCCCACCAUUCCCCAGCACACUCCCCAGCGUAGCCUUCUUCCCAACCCUGACCAGCCCGCCCGUCCUGGUCUCGACGAAAACCUCCACUUUCCCGGGCGGGGAAUAGGACUUCUCGUGAUCCCACUCGGGAAAAUCCGCGAGCACAACCCCUAACUGCGCCCCCACCUCCGAGCUCACGGCGAAAGCCUUAACAAAGUCCGACUGCCCUUGCAACGGAUACAAGAACAUCGCGGGAAAGUACAAUUCACUGGCCGGAUCCAGCGGGUCUUCGAGGUGGGCCUGAACGUCCUCCAUGUCGGGCGGGUGCGGGGUCCUCCUUAGCGUGAUAUUGCGAGUAGCGAGUGCCGCUGCGAGGGUUUUUUCGAUGGCGAGCUGGCGCUGGACGCGCUGCUGCCGCGCAGUUUCGAGGGCGGAGAGGUGGGAUUGGCGGGAGAGGGCUUGCUCUUGUAGGGAUAUUAAGGGCUGGUUGGUGGGGGAGGUGCUGAGUCCGUUGUCGAUGCAUUGGAGGGAUUCGGGAAGCUUGUCGAGGGCAAGGAGAGCGCGUGCGCUGCGGUACCAGGCCUUUGUAUUGUGCGGGUUUAGCUGCAGGGCCGACUUGCUGUCCGUUAUUACUUUACGGAAGUUUU